This is a messenger RNA of Glycine soja, 861 nucleotides long. RefSeq names its product serine/threonine-protein phosphatase 7 long form homolog. The transcript is spliced from 3 exons. The record is from RefSeq and is a predicted model, not a curated record. The coding region runs from base 1 to 861 and encodes 286 amino acids. NCBI's taxonomy places the organism in Eukaryota, Viridiplantae, Streptophyta, Magnoliopsida, Fabales, Fabaceae.
AUGCCAGGCAGGUCAUUAGACAGCUGCGGCUCGUGCAUAUCUUCUUCACCUGCUGGGUUGCACUCUUGCUGGAUUUACGAGCACUUUUCCUCAGUUGCGGAGUCCACCGCUGAUCAGGACUACGACGAGACUUCUCCGCGUGCGUGCAAGUGGAUUGCGACGAAGAAGACCGUGAAGAGCAUUCGCACGCCGUCGUAUAGGGAGCGCCUGGACCGACUCCGGAUUCCGGAUGUCUGUUGGAUCCCGUAUGGGGAGCAUUGGGAGGUCCGAGACUUCCACGUCAGAUCAUGCUACUCCGGUCUCUUGCGCUGGGGGCCUGUUGCUGUGUAUUACCGACCGGAGAGGGUCGUGCGGCAGUUUGGUUACACACAGACCAUUCCUGCUCCUCCUGUCGAUUCAUGGGUCUUGUAUGAUGAUAUACACGACAGGUGGAUGCACUACGAGGAUCAUAUCGUACCUGCAGGUGAGGUGUACGUGGUGCCAGGGGCGUGUUCCAGUGACUACAUCGACUGGUUCUUCCGCAUCUCCCAUCCUUUCAUGACACCAGGCCACACAAUAGAUCCUCUGCCUCAUGGUCACGCCCCGCAGCCCCGAGUCGUCCCUCAGGCCCCGCAGACAGAUAUCCCUCGUGUGCCGGAGUCAGGAGCAUCGUCGACAUCUGCGGAGGAGCCCAGACAUGCAGUGGAAGUUUGUGAUGACAUUGUUAAGCGGUUGGAGCGCCAUCUGAGUCUAGGGGUGGUCACGCUUGGCUCAUCGACACAUGAGGUGAUCGAAGAAUGCCUCAGAUUGGCCAGGAGUGUCACGCAGGACCAUCUAGUAUACGUUAGGUGUAGACACAGGCGGCGCACUGAUCAGGCUUAG